UCUCACCUAAAGAAAAAAUUCCUGCCUUAUCCCCAUCACCUCUUACUGGGAAUACUAAUUUCAACCAUUAUUUUUAAAUUUUUUUAUAAAUAGCCAUCUCUUUCCUUUAUUUCAAAAGAGAAUAGAUAUUUCUGGGAUUUGAUAUACCCUCUUUUAUACUGGAGAGAAAUUAUCAAACAGGCACCACCUCCGAGCCCGAGAUGUUGCAAUUCCCAGAGAUCCGUCUCUCCAACGGGCCCAGCCGGUGCCAGGGGCGGGUGGAGAUCCUCUACAACGGCUCCUGGGGGACGGUCUGCGACGACGACUGGGACAUCGUGGAUGCCAACGUGGUGUGUCGCCAGCUGGGCUGCGGCCACGCCAUCACCCUCCCGGCUGCCAUGACCUUCGGCCAGGGGAGCGGGCCCAUCUUCCUGGACAACGUGGACUGCAAGGGCUGGGAGGCAGCUCUGAGCGAGUGCUGGAGCCACGGCUGGGGCAUCCACAACUGCUACCACUACGAGGACGUGGCUGUCGUGUGCAAUGAGUUCUCACCCACGCAAGCCAGCGAAGGACCGACCACCAGGACCCUCACAGCCCCGGUACAGGAUGGGGAAAGUGACGGCAGCAUCCGCCUGGUGAGCGGGCCCGACACCUGCCAGGGGCGGGUGGAGAUCUUCUACCGCGGGAACUGGGGCACCGUCUGCGACGACGACUGGGGCCUGAGUGAUGCCAGCGUGGUCUGCAAGCAGCUGGGCUGUGGGCAGGCCCUGGAUUACAAGAGCAAUGCCUACUUUGGCUAUGGGACAGGGCGCAUCCUCCUGGACAACGUCAACUGUGAUGGCAGCGAGCCCUUCCUCUCCGCCUGCUACAGCCUCGGCUGGGGCAUCCACAACUGUGGCCACCACGAGGACGCCGGGGUCAUCUGUGCAGGGCUGGACACGUCCACCAUCACAUCCUUCACCACCUCAGUGGCCCUGGACUCUGAGGAGACACUCACAGCCACGGCCACAGCAGUGACAGACGGCAGGGACCAGCCCUCCCAGGCCACUGAGGUGGUCACCACCAUGCUCCUGACUGUCGAGCAGGAAAGUGGCGGCGUGCGGCUGGCGAACGGGAACGGGAGCUGCCGCGGGCGGGUGGAGGUGCGGCACCGCGGCACCUGGGGCACCGUCUGCGACGACGACUGGGACUUCCCCGACGCCCAGGUGGUGUGCCGGCAGCUGGGCUGCGGGGCCGCCCUCGCCGCCACCGUCCUCGGCUCCUUCGGCUACGGCAGCGGGCCCGUCCUGCUGGAUAACGUGGGAUGCGGCGGCGGCGAGGCUCGCCUGGCCGACUGCUUCCACCUGGGCUGGGGGCAGCACAACUGCGGCCACCACGAGGACGCCGGGGUCAUUUGCCGAGGUGCUGAUGAUGCUGGAGACCAUUUCCAAGAAGCCACCGCUACGACCACCACGUUGGUCCCAACUCGUCCCAGGGAGGGGUCCCUGCGCCUGGUGAACGGCAGCCACCGGUGCGAGGGGCGCGUGGAGAUGUUCUACCUGUCCCAGUGGGGGACGGUGUGCGACGACGCCUGGGACCUGCGGGACGCCAAGGUGGUGUGCAGGCAGGUGGGCUGCGGGCACGCCAUGGCAGCCUGGGGGGAGGCCCGGUACGGCCAGGGCACGGGCUACAUCUUCCUCGACAACCUCAAGUGCAAGGGCCACGAGCCCUCGCUGCUGCGCUGCUCCCACAUCCGCUGGGACGUCCACAACUGCGACCACUCCGAGGACGCCGGUGCUGUCUGUGACAUCCUAUGACCGCCCGCCCCGCCGGGACCCCCCCGCAGCUCAGGUGGAAGGACCCAUCCUACAGCAUCAGUUGCCUUCACCACCAAGUGUUUGAUUCCUAAUGGGACACCAGGAAAAUGAUCUCUGUGUUCUCAUGGAUGGGGUGUAAGGGUGAGGAAGGGCUCGUGCAGCAACACAGAGCAGGUCCCAGCUGCUCCCUCUGCUGCACUCACUCCUCUGUUUGUGCAAUCCUUUUGUUAAUAAUAGACUGUGUAUAUUCCUGGGUCGGGCUUCUUGGU
Messenger RNA from Pipra filicauda (Wire-tailed manakin), 2044 nucleotides. It is a transcript of the gene SSC4D, whose product is annotated as scavenger receptor cysteine rich family member with 4 domains. The record is from RefSeq and is a predicted model, not a curated record. The coding region runs from base 201 to 1775 and encodes 524 amino acids. The transcript is spliced from 11 exons. NCBI's taxonomy places the organism in Eukaryota, Metazoa, Chordata, Aves, Passeriformes, Pipridae. Gene Ontology annotation, cellular component: membrane.